AUGGAGACUCCAGCAAUCCCAAUGCCGCGGGACCCCCGGGAGCAAGUCAUCCUCGAGAAGCUACAGCUGGUCCGAGAUCGCCUACUGCUUCUGAAACAGGAUCGCACAAACUACAUUCGAACUCAAGAUGUCAUGCCAUUGUUUGAUGAGACCAUGGAUCAGGUCAAGGAGCUGGCGAUUGUGCGCGCCGAAACAGGCGAUAAGGAGGAGAACAGAUUGGACAAGGUCUUGGAGAGCUGCUUCCAGCUGCUGUCCCUAUUCUACCUGACGAUCGGACGAAACAAUGAGGCACCAGCAACAUACGCUAUGACCUCAACUGUCAAGCGACUACUCGACCACCUCACUGAAGCCGAGCUCUACUCAGCCAAGGAUCUUGGAAGCAUCCAGUCUACACUUGAAGAUCUGUCUAAAAGCAUCAAAGAUGCCGCUACUGACCCAUCGCCCGACAAGCGACACCCUCCAUACAUGCUUGCACUACUUGAGAACCGCGUUGCGCUCUGCAACUCAACCUUGUCGCGACUUCAGAAAAGAUUGGAGCGGUUGCCAGAUUACUUGUUGGAGGCUCAUGAGAAGCUCAUUUCGAUCCUGCGAUCUAUCUCGUUGGCCAACACCAAGUCCAAGUUCUCCACAUCCGAGGUCAAGAAGUUACGGAACCAAAUCUUGGAAAUUGGCGAAAAGCACAACAACGGCACCUUUACCGCAGAGGAUGGAACUUUGGAGGAGGGAGGUGAAGUGCUUAAAGACUUGUAUCAUCGCUGCGUCCGCUGGUCGGACAUGGUUCUUGAGAGACAAGGAGAAGUAGCUGAGCAAUGGCGACCAAUCUACGAUCAGCUCAUCCAAAUUCGCAACGACCUCGAGAAACUUUCUCUUACACAAGCAUGGUCGCUUCGAGAGACGGAUUUGUACGAUUUCCAACGGCAACUUGACAGAAUUGAUGAGAGCCGACAGAACGGAAACUGGGUGGACGAUCGGGGGCGACCAGCUGAUCUCUGGACACAGCGAACUUUGCUCUAUCUGAUCCGAAGGUCGUAUGCGUACAUCUACUCAUUUAUGCUGGCAUCCGAACCAGUGUCAGAGGCUCUGUUGCCUGUUUACAACCAACUUCAGACACUGAAGCGUUGCCUCGUUGAGGUCAAGAAGAAUGGGGGUGUAUCCUCUGUGCGGGAGCUUUACCCCUAUAGCAUGAAGCUUAACUCGUUAGAUAACAUGAAAGUUGACGGCAAGUUCGUGGUAAAUGGCGACAUCCCCGAAGGACAAGGCAGUGUUACCGGACUGUUGGCCGAAUGCUUUGAUCUGAACUACGAACUGAGAGUUGCAGCCGAAGAAGCAGCUGAGAAUGGUUCAAAUGGCAACGAAGCUUAG
Molecule: messenger RNA, 1362 nt
Organism: Fusarium proliferatum ET1
Lineage: Eukaryota; Fungi; Ascomycota; Sordariomycetes; Hypocreales; Nectriaceae
Exons: 5
Coding region: 1-1362 (453 amino acids)
Cellular component (GO): nucleus; cytoplasm
Source: RefSeq, a predicted model, not a curated record